This is a messenger RNA of Paramecium octaurelia, 1465 nucleotides long. The record is from the annotation of a GenBank genome assembly. NCBI's taxonomy places the organism in Eukaryota, Ciliophora, Oligohymenophorea, Peniculida, Parameciidae.
AAAUAAUGGCAGACUUUUGGAAACCUACAGCUGAUUUGUAUAGUGCUCUAUUUGAAAAGCCAAAAAUGUCAUAGAAGCUACUUGAAAAACCGCCUUUUAAAUAUAUAUUUGAUAUUAUAAUGGAGACAACUAAAUAAACAGGUUUCAAAUUUAAAUUUCCUUUAGGUUAUGGAAAAGGACUUUAUACAGGCGAUGAAUUAGAUGGGAAUUCGUAUGAUAAUAAAGACAAAAAGCUUAUGUUCCUAUAAAAGAUAAUAGAUUUGACAUCCAUGAUGUUAAAGGAAGAAAUUGUUGCUAAGCCUGGUAAAAUAGCUGCAGGGUUGGAACCAGAGAAUACAAACCUAUUACUGUAAGCUAUUUAUAGAGCAGCCGUAAGUGGUAAAAAUAGUGAUCCUUUUGUUAAGAAAGUACAUAGAGUUUGAUAAUUAAUAUUUAGAUUUUAGGAGGAGGAGGAGCCAAAGAGCCUGAACCUUAAAAAAAAGAAUAGCCUAAGCCAGAGCCCAAGGCCUAAUAGCCUCCUCCAAAGGAGUAAAGUGCACCAUAAGUAAAGGAAGAAAAAAAGCCUGAAGAGAAGAAGCCAGCUCAACCUAAGGAAGAUCCAAAGCCAAAAUAAUAAGCUCAAUAACCUCCCCCUUAAUAGCCUAAGGAGAAUUAAAAAUAACAAUAAGCUCCUCCUCAAUAAUAAUAAUAAUAAUAAUAAUAAUAAUAAUAAACACAAGAAGGAAAUGUAAGACCUUCAACUGCCAAAAAAAGACCACCUCAAUUGCCUUCAAGUCAAGUUUAGGUUGAACAAAAUCAAAAAAAAGGAGGAACAGCAAAUGUAAUUAUUGAAGGGAAAGGAAAUAAUGAUGAUGAUGAUGGUAUUGUAGUUCAAAGCAACGCGAAGCCAACUUCUGAUAUUAAUGCUUAAGAAUAUGGUAAAUUCGUUAGAGAUAACAUGAAAAAUUAAGAGAAGGGCAAAGAGGAAGAAAAAGAGAAAGAUUAACCACAAGAAGGAAUUAAAAUGAAGAGGAUAGGAAAUGUUAAUUAACGAAAAGGUUAUUAUACAAAUAAUAUGAAUAGAUAAAAUCAAGGAAGAGAUUGCAUAGAAUUUGGGAACAUCAUAAGUAUCUGAUACAAUUGUGAUGCAGAAAUUAAUCCAAUCUAUGAGUCAAAACGUAAAUCCUUUAGCUAAAUAAAUUGAAUUUAUUUAAGAUGAUAUUGAGAAUAUGAAUAGGGAAUUGCAAUAAUGGAGAAAGAUCUAUAAUGUUUCUAAGCAGAAGAUGGUUGAUAUGAAUAGAGCAACUGAGGAGGUGAGAAUGAUAUAUUAAUAAUUAGGCAUAAUAACCGUUAUAUGAUAAGAUAGCUGAAGUUGAAGAAGUUAUAAAAGAGAAAAAAUCUAAGAUAUAAAACAUCAAAGCUUAAAUUAUAAAAAAUAAAUUACAAAUUGACUAAUUGCUUAAGGCAGUUUUAGUUUAAAAAUGAG